AAAAACAAGACAAUCUGUAAGUGAAAAUAUUGUUUUCAUUAAUUUUUUAAUUUUAAUUUCAUGUUGUUAAGAAUUUUGAUAUUUUACCGUUCAGUACAGCUUUAUAACAGAUCUGCAUUAAUAUAUAAAUUCGCAACAUUACUGUUGGUAAGCAGCAUUAAGAAAAUGCCUUGCCCAUUCUUAACUCGAUUUAAUGCCAAUUUCAUUCGGAACUAUGGGCCUGCACUUUUGAAGACAUACGGCCAUCAGUGUCCAGUAGUACGAAAAAUGUCGACGGCACAAACAACUGAAUUAUCCUUAUCGAAAACUUUAAGUGGCUCUCAUGAAGUCGAACAUAAAAACCGUGAUCUGAAUACUAAAACUGAUGUUCAAAUAUCACAUGAAGAAAAGGAGUGUCCAUUUUUAUCUAAAAAUAAAAAUCAAAAAGUCAAAAAAGUUGAUGAGGAUGUACAAGACAUUCCUACUACUCGGGCAUUUCCUUACGAAGAUUUCUUUCAUGAACAAAUUAUGAAAAAGAAAAACGAUCAUUCGUAUCGCAUUUUUAAGAAAGUAAAUCGUUUAGCAGGCAUCGGCCAAUUUCCCUCUGCUCUUGAAUAUAGCUAUGGGGAAAAACCAAUAACUGUUUGGUGUUCUAAUGACUAUCUUGGAAUAUCUUCGCAUCGAAAGGUCAAAGAGGCCGUUAGAAUUGCUUUGGAUGAACAUGGAUCUGGAGCAGGUGGUACUAGAAAUAUAUCAGGUAAUUCUUUAUAUCACGAACGCUUAGAAAAUCGACUUGCUCAACUUCAUCAAAAAGACGCAGCAUUGCUAUUCACUUCUUGUUUUGUCGCAAAUGAUUCUACGCUAUAUACGUUAGCUAAAGCAAUUCCAGGAUGUCAAAUUUUCUCUGAUGCUGGUAAUCAUGCUUCUAUGAUUAUGGGAAUCCGAAAUUCCCAAGCCCCAAAGCACAUCUUCCGACAUAAUGAUGUAAAUCAUCUUAACGAGCUUUUAUCAAAAGUUAGCAAGUCAAUCCCAAAAAUUGUAGCUUUUGAAACAGUUCACUCAAUGACUGGAGCUGUUUGUCCAUUAAAAGAAUUAUGUGAUGUAGCUCAUGAACACGGUGCCAUCACAUUUGUUGAUGAAGUACAUGCUGUAGGUCUCUAUGGAGAACAUGGAGCUGGUAUAGGUGAACGUGAUGGUCUUUUGAGCGAAAUGGAUAUUAUAUCUGGAACAUUGGGAAAAGCUUUUGGAAACAUAGGAGGUUACAUAGCAUCAACUUCAAAUUUGAUAGAUAUGAUCAGAUCAUACGCUGCUGGCUUUAUUUUUACCACUUCGUUACCACCCACAGUUCUUGCAGGAGCAUUUACUGCUGUAGAAAUUUUAGCUUCGCAAGAAGGCCAAAAAUUAAGAAAACUACAUCAAUAUAACGUAAAAUACUUGCGAGAAAAACUGUUUGAGGAAGGAUUUCCUGUUGAACAUACACCAAGUCACAUUAUUCCAAUUAAAAUUGGUGAUCCACUAUUGUGUUCUCAAGUGUCUGAUCUCAUGUUACGUGACUUUGGACAUUAUGUACAAGCAAUAAAUUAUCCUACGGUUCCGAAAGGUCAAGAAAAACUUCGUUUAGCUCCGACUCCAUACCAUACACCCGAGAUGAUUGAUCGUAUGGUGGCUGACAUGAAAAAAGUUUGGGAUGUUCUAGGAAUGAAACUGAAUACAUCUAAAUGUCAAAAGGAAUGUGAGUUAUGCCAAAAACCAUUAAAUUUCGAACUUCGUAAGGCACUAAAUUUUGAAUGUGGUCCUGUUGUUAAUAUUUGUCAACUUCCGAAUUGCCCAAAAUUGGUCGUAGAAGCAACAUAACCGUUAAAAGCUUUAAAAGCAUAGUCAAAAAUGGCAGAUAUUAUGAAAUCAAACACGAAUUGGCGGGUACAAGUUCUGCAAAUAUACAUUUUGUUUAAAUUUUAAAUUUGUUCCACUUUUAAAAUAUAUCAACUUAAAAAAAAUAA
Molecule: messenger RNA, 1979 nt
Organism: Culicoides brevitarsis
Lineage: Eukaryota; Metazoa; Arthropoda; Insecta; Diptera; Ceratopogonidae
Gene: Alas
Product: 5-aminolevulinate synthase, erythroid-specific, mitochondrial
Exons: 3
Coding region: 61-1833 (590 amino acids)
Biological process (GO): hemoglobin biosynthetic process; erythrocyte development; heme biosynthetic process
Cellular component (GO): mitochondrion; mitochondrial matrix
Molecular function (GO): 5-aminolevulinate synthase activity; pyridoxal phosphate binding
Source: RefSeq, a predicted model, not a curated record